AUGGGGAAGAGCGGUCGUCUUUCAUUGGAAGUCGACGGCGGUGAGAGACAAUCAGAAGGGUCGAAGAAGCAGCAUAUGGCGGAAGAGAUGAUUCUAGGUGCUAGUUUUGACAGCCAUGGUGGUGGUGGUGAAGAGAAAGAGAAACCAGGUGUAAUUGGUUGCUAUGCAUGUCAAAACCCAAUAUCAAGUGGCUUUUAUUCGAUUUUGGAGUUGAACCAGACCUUUCUUGGAGCUGUUAUGUUUGUCGUAAUAAAAAAAAAGGGGUUUGGUUAUUCCUACAAAAAUCCUGAGUUCAACAUUUUAUUUAAUGCUUGCACCGAUUGUCGUCUUGUUGAGAUUGCUCACAAGGCAGAAGCUGAUGCUAUCAAGGAGGCAGGAAGGAUCAAGAUUGAACACGAAGGCCAUCCACAAUACACUUUAACCCUCCAAUUAAGACGUGGUUCAUUUCGGUGUGAUGCUUGCAACACUAAGGAUGAAGGAUUGUUCUAUCUUUGUUAUAGUUGUGACUUCUGGAUCCACAAGACUUGUGCUUUCUUAGACGCUUCCAUUAAUCUACCCCAUCAACAUAAUCACCCACUCUUUCUCGUCUAUUCGCUUCCAGAAAUGUAG
Molecule: messenger RNA, 609 nt
Organism: Lactuca sativa (garden lettuce)
Lineage: Eukaryota; Viridiplantae; Streptophyta; Magnoliopsida; Asterales; Asteraceae
Source: RefSeq, a predicted model, not a curated record